GCAACACGUCAUAACUAGUGCCAAAACAGAACAAACCACGUGAUGUACCUCAUUUCUAAACACAGCGGAAUUUCUGCUUUUAGUUAGCUGCAGUGUUUGCUUUAAAUUGUUAUAACGCUUUACUUAAGCAGAGAUGGAAGUGGAAACGGCACGACCUUAUUUUUUCGGUGAUAUCGGUUUCUGGGCAGAGAGGACGGAGGUUCAUAAGGCCGCGUGUCAGGGUCAGGUGUCGGAGCUGCAGAGUUUGAUCCAGAGCGGAGCUUCAGUAAAUAUCGUGGCCGUGGACUCCAUCACUCCGCUGCACGAGGCGGCCGCGCGCGGACAGACGCAGUGCGUGAGGCUGCUGCUGGACGCCGGGGCUCAGGUUGACGCAAGGAAUGUGGACGGCAGCACUCCGCUGUGUGAAGCCUGCUCUAUUGGGAACUUUGAGUGUGUGAGGCUUCUUUUGGAGUAUGGAGCAAAGGUCAACCCCAUGCUUACCUCACGGACCACCUCCCCUCUGCACGAGGCCUGCAUGGGAGGUAGUGCAGAUUGUGUGAGGUUAGUGAUUGCUAAAGGAGCCAGUCUGGAGGCCUAUGACCUGUACUACGGUACUCCUCUACAUGUGGCAUGUGCCAACCGGCACCUGGAGUGUGUUAAAGAGCUACUGAAUGCAGGUGUGCAAGUAAAUGCCACUCGGCUACACGAGACGCCCUUACAUCACGCUGCCAAGUCCAACAAUGUGGAUAUGAUUGAGCUGCUGGUGGAGUUUGGGGCCAACAUUUACGCCCGAGACAAAUAUGACAGGAAGCCAGUCAACUACACAAAGCCAGAUACUCCCUCAGCACACUGUCUUCAGCUUUAUGAGAGUAGCCCUCUGUCUCUGCAGCAGCUGAGCCGUAUCGCCCUGAGGACGCUGUUGGGCGCCCGAGCCGUGGAUGUGGUGGCCAAAUUGGAUAUUCCCAACCGUAUUAUCAGUUAUCUCUUAUACCAAUGAAAUCUUUAAAAGCCCACCCAUGCUAGGAAAGACUUUUUACCUCCGAUGCACAAACACUUGAACCACUGAAAUCUACCGCAACAGUAAAUAUUAGUUAUAAUGGCACUCUAGAGCAUUAAAGGUGAACUAUGUAAUUUUUUUUAUGUUAAAAAUGUAUCUAAAUUAUUAUUCUUGCAAUUUUAUAUAGAAAUUACACACUUCACCUUUUCAAAGAAUAGUUUGCUUGGAAAGGAAAAAUCUGUCAUUAUUAAAAUGCCCGUAUUAUGGGUUAUGAAUAGUUUUUAUUAAUGUGACCUUAUUUGUUCAGUGACUCCCAAACGAUUAAUUCAAUGAUUCAUUCAGUGCAUUUCAUUUAAAGCUUGUGGGCUUGUAACAGAUCCAGCAGCAGCACCUAGUGGCAAAGAAUGAAUGUGCAUGUUCUCGAAAAGAGCAACAAGAGGCCAGUCAAUAUAUUAAUGUUUUAUUUUGAGAUAAAACUAGCUCAUUUCAUAUGAGGUGCACUUUCUGGUUUAAAACCUUGCAGGAUGCUUUCAUUAAUUUAAAGCUGUCCUUUUGGGGCACUAUAACUCAGUUUCAUGACUUUAUCCCAAUGGGGUCCAAAAUAACCUUUAAUCCCCACCGUAUGGACAAAAAGCGCUGAGAUAUUUUACUAAAUGCCUUAAUAGAGGUAGCAAAUGACAGAAUUUUCCAUUUUGGGCAGACUGUGCUUUUAAGUAACAGAAGCACAUAAGAUUACAUAAAUAGGAAGCACUUCUUAAUAGCACUUCUUGGCAGAACAAUCUGGCUUUUACUGUGAAAUAUGUUGUCUUAAUAUGUCUGAAGUGAAUUUAGGGCUGAUUGAAGCCGUUAUAUGUAAGCUAAAUAUUGCCGGAAAGAAUGAGCGCGAGAUGGAGAGACAAAAAAAAGAGGAAACACUUAAUCUGGCAGCUGUCUACGUCCAGGAACGGAGAAACGUCAGUACAGUAGUCGCUGGGAUGACAGGCGCUAUGCACAACACACAGCACUGCUGGAACGGAGCAUGUUAACAUCCUCAUGCUCUCGUUAGAGAUUUAUUAGAAGAGAUCACAAAGUUUUAUUGGAAACACUGGUAUCCUUGAGUUAUACCACUGUUUUGUGUUCUGCUAUAAAGAGAUGGACAGAAACCCGUUUACAGCAGCGUUUUAUUGCAGAAAGCGUUGUAUUAGUACACCGGUUGUGCAAGUCAGGUGAAAGAUUUAAUAUAGUCUGUAUGUUUGAUUUCUUUUGAUUCCGAAUUAAGGAAAAAAUGAGUUUAGAAUAUCAGAAUAUUCUGCAGGAAAAUACAUCAUAUUAUUUAUCUUCACCAAAAAUACAAGAAUUUGCAGACGUACACAAAAAUAAUGAGGUAAUGAAAGAUAAUGUGCGCUUAUGAAUUGCAUAUGCAGACAAAUUACAGCAUGCACAAUACUGUUUGGGGUCAGUAAUGUUCUGUUUUUGAAAGAAAUUUAGAAAUUUUGCUUUUAUGUAGCUAGAAUGCAUUAAAUUGAGAGUGAAGACAUUUAUAAUGCUACAAAUGACAUCUAAUUUACUUUUAUCUAUCAAACAACACAAAAAAUAAUGUUUGUGUGUAUAAUAUAAAUAUAUAUAUAUAUAUAUACACACACACACACACACAUUAAACGAUAUGUAUGUAUACAUAAUAAAUAUAUACAGUAAAUGCAUUAAACAGUAAACAAAACUUUUCUUUUGGAUGCACUAGUUUAUAUAUAAUGUUACAGACCCCAAACUUUUGAUCAGUAGUAAUUGUAUAAAAUGACAAAGCAAAGGUUUUAACUCUAUGCAGCUUCUAUUUAUUAAUAGAAACUCUUAUUUUAAGCCGGAGUUCAAAUGAUUUGCUCCAGUGUUGUUGUUUUUUUUUAAUGCACUAUUCCUUCCCUUAAGGACUUGAAAGGGUGUCAGGAUUAGUUUUGUGGGUUUGACCCGCUGUUUUCCAAGUUCACUAUAUCCGGCCUCCUCUUAUAAAGUACCGAAUGUUUUAUAAAUAGCAGCUAGACCAGAAAUAGAAUGAAGUCCAAGUGCUUGUGCUCUCAGUGAUCUGGAGAAAUGAGUUCAGGUCUUCAUGAGCGCUGGAUCUGACCUGAAGCGGAGCAGCAGGGAGGGCAGGAAUGUUGUUAUUAGAGCGCUAACCCUCUUCUGAUAUCAAGCUUACAGAGACACGACAGCUGCUAUUGAAAGAAUGCUUUCUUAUCCCACUCUCAUCUUAAAACAGCCUUUAAAGGAUUGUUGUUUUAUCUUGAACGCUCUUAAUUGUUUAAAGAGUUCAUGGAUGUUCUGUACUAGAUAACCUGAAAGCUUGGACAUUUUUGGUCUUUUCGAUCCACUAUUCCAAGGCAUGAAUAUUUUUCACACAGGCUUAAAGUAUUCGGUGCUAUAAGGUUUAUUGUUAUACUGUUCAGAAUUCUUGCUUAAUGCUCAUUAUGAUUAUUAAAGGUAAUUAGGUCAUUGUGAAGUAAAUGUUUACAGACAA
Puntigrus tetrazona (Sumatra barb) is the source of this 3461-nucleotide messenger RNA. RefSeq names its product ankyrin repeat and SOCS box containing 13a, tandem duplicate 2 (gene asb13a.2). Bases 134 to 976 code for a protein of 280 amino acids. Gene Ontology annotation, molecular function: protein binding. The transcript has 6 exons. Gene Ontology annotation, biological process: intracellular signal transduction; positive regulation of protein catabolic process; protein ubiquitination. The record is from RefSeq and is a predicted model, not a curated record. NCBI's taxonomy places the organism in Eukaryota, Metazoa, Chordata, Actinopteri, Cypriniformes, Cyprinidae.